AAUUUUUGGUUGCCAGUAUACCUGUAGUCGUUGCACUGAUCAGUCGAUAGUUUUGUGAUAAAUUAUUUCUCAAGUGAAUUAAAUUAUUAACCAUGGGACGUGAUUCUAGAAAGGUUUCAAGAGAACUUCGGAGUUCUGAAAAAAUUAAUAAGUCGCGUUCAGUCAAAAGAAAGAAUGUUUUUAAUCCGAAAACAGCCGAACGUGAUGAAAGUAUUCAGAGUACAUCUUCUAAAAAAUUAAAACAAAACACUGAAGAUGAUGUACCUGAAGACAGCAGUACUGAAUUUCGAAUAAUAAAUUUUAUUCAGGUAUUCACUGCAAUUUCUGCUCUUAUAAAAUGUAAAAAAUGUGAUGGAAAUGUAGUGUUUCAAACAGCAAGUACACGUGGGCUGGGAUUCAAAAUUGUAGUUGCAUGUAAUAACUGUGGAAAUGAAUAUAUUCCUUCCUGUUCUUUCGUUGGGCAUUCUUAUGAAAUAAACAGACGUUUCAUUUUUGUAAUGAGAAUACUAGGAAUAGGAUACGAAGGAUUGUGCAAGUUUUGCGGCCUGAUGGACAUGCCGUCUUUUUUAGAUAAAUCUACGCAUACAAUUUUACUGAAACAGAUUUUGAAUUGUAGUAAAGCCGUCGCAGAAACCUUCAUGACGAAAGCUGUGAAUGAAGAAAAGCAAGCAAUGCCAACAACUGAAAAUGAAGAUAUAAAUCAUCUAACUGUAUCGGGAGAUGGAACCUGGCAAAAACGGGGAUAUACAUCGUCAUUUGGAGUUUCUUCUAUAAUUGGCUAUUUUACUGGAAAGAUUCUUGACAUAAACAUUAAAAGUGCAUAUUGUAAGCUAUGUGAGUAUUGGAAAAAAAAAACAAAUACUGUUGAGUUCGAGGAAUGGUAUCAAUCGCAUGAAGAUGUGUGUUCUGCUAAUCAUCAAGGGUCUUCUGGGAAAAUGGAGGUGGAUGCGAUGGUCGAAAUGUUUUCGUAUUCUGAAACUAAAUAUGGAGUUAAGUAUGCCAACUAUAUUGGUGAUGGUGACUCCAAGACCUAUUCAGGAAUUAUAAAAUCAGAUCCUUACGAAAAUACAACUGUAAAUAAAAAGGAAUGUAUAGGGCAUGUCCAAAAGCGGAUGGGGAGUCGAUUACGUACGCUGAAGAGUAAACAAAAAGGUCUUGGUGGUCGAGGUGAGCUCACAGGAAAAUUAAUAGACAAACUAACUGUGUACUAUGGUUUAGCAAUACGCCGGCAUUGUGAUUCUAUUGAAAAUAUGAAAUCUGCUAUAAUGGCAACCUUUUAUCACUACGGCUCGAGUGAUGAAAAACCGAAUCAUGAUAUGUGUCCAAAAGGCGAAGAAUCUUGGUGCUCUUACCAGCGCGCUGAAGCAAGAGGAGAGCUUGAUACCUUUUCUCACGAUUAUUCUCCUUUACCUUCUGAUGUUUUAAAAGCUAUCAAGCCUAUAUACGAAGAUCUUAGUAAUGAAAAUUUACUUUCAAGAUGUGUAGGUGGAUUCAAUCAGAAUAAUAAUGAAAGCUUUAACCAACUAGUAUGGAAAAUAUGUCCAAAAACGGUAAAUACUAGUUUUACUAUCGUACAAAUAGCUGCAUACGUUGCUAUGUGUAUAUUUAAUGAGGGUAUAAAUUCAUUAUUAGUCUUGAUGAAUACACUAGGACUUAAUUGUGGGCCUAAUUCUCAUCGGUAUGCAGAAAGAAUGGAUGCUGCACGUAUCAAAGUAGCAGAUAAGCGCGCUAAUGAUAACACCCGAGAAGGUCGAUUGCAACGUAGGCACCAGCAAAUCGAUAUUUUGGAAGCUGCUAUGUCGGCUGAAGAGCUAUUAUAUGGUCCAGGAAUAGAUGACUCAGUAUGAAUCUCCAAGGACUUAUGAUGAUCACCGCAAAGGACUUCGGGAGGAACGGGCUCUACAAAAACAGCGAUAACUUUUUGAAUUAUUAAUUUUUUUUUUUGAAAUUUUCGUGAAGUCAAAUCGAAACGUGUUCUAAUAAAGCUAUGUUUUUAUUUUUGUCAAAUAAAGUAAUUAACUACAAAAAAAAAAUUAUU
Microplitis mediator is the source of this 2038-nucleotide messenger RNA. RefSeq lists its product as uncharacterized. The record is from RefSeq and is a predicted model, not a curated record. The transcript has 2 exons. Lineage: Eukaryota; Metazoa; Arthropoda; Insecta; Hymenoptera; Braconidae. The coding region runs from base 93 to 1847 and encodes 584 amino acids.